Chrysochloris asiatica (Cape golden mole) is the source of this 1201-nucleotide messenger RNA. RefSeq names its product phosphatidylinositol transfer protein, beta (gene PITPNB). NCBI's taxonomy places the organism in Eukaryota, Metazoa, Chordata, Mammalia, Afrosoricida, Chrysochloridae. Bases 42 to 857 code for a protein of 271 amino acids. The transcript is spliced from 12 exons. Gene Ontology annotation, biological process: phospholipid transport. Gene Ontology annotation, cellular component: cytoplasm. The record is from RefSeq and is a predicted model, not a curated record. Gene Ontology annotation, molecular function: phosphatidylcholine binding; phosphatidylinositol binding; phosphatidylcholine intramembrane carrier activity.
GGCGGUAGCGGCGGCGGCAGCUGUGAGGGGAUUCCAGGAAGAUGGUGCUGAUUAAGGAAUUUCGUGUGGUUUUGCCAUGUUCUGUUCAGGAGUAUCAGGUUGGGCAGCUUUACUCCGUUGCAGAAGCUAGUAAAAAUGAAACUGGCGGUGGAGAGGGAAUUGAAGUCUUGAAGAAUGAGCCUUAUGAGAAGGAUGGAGAAAAAGGGCAGUAUACACACAAAAUUUAUCACCUAAAGAGUAAAGUUCCAGCAUUUGUGCGGAUGAUUGCUCCUGAGGGCUCCUUGGUGUUUCAUGAAAAAGCCUGGAAUGCAUACCCCUACUGUAGAACAAUUGUAACGAAUGAAUAUAUGAAAGACGACUUCUUCAUUAAAAUUGAAACAUGGCACAAACCAGAUUUGGGAACAUUAGAAAAUGUACAUGGUUUAGAUCCCAACACAUGGAAAACUGUUGAAAUUGUCCACAUAGAUAUUGCAGAUCGAAGUCAGGUUGAACCAGCAGACUACAAAGCUGAUGAAGAUCCAGCAUUAUUCCAGUCAAUCAAGACCAAGAGAGGCCCUUUGGGACCCAACUGGAAGAAGGAGCUGGCAAACAACCCAGGUGGUCCUCAGAUGUGUGCCUACAAGCUGGUGACCAUCAAAUUCAAGUGGUGGGGGCUGCAGAGCAAAGUAGAAAACUUCAUUCAGAAGCAAGAAAAAAGGAUAUUUACAAACUUUCAUCGCCAGCUUUUUUGUUGGAUUGACAAGUGGAUUGAUCUGACCAUGGAAGACAUUAGGAGAAUGGAAGAUGAAACUCAAAAAGAACUAGAAACAAUGCGUAAGAAGGGUUCCGUCCGAGGCACGUCGGCUGCUGAUGUCUAGAUGAGUCCCCUGUAGGGUCAGAGACAAUAUCAAACUGUUUACGUAAUCAAGGUCAAGUGAGGGGAACAAGUGCAGCCAGUGACGAGUGAAGACGAAUCUGACCAGUAUCUUGCAGUGUUGAUGUUUCCCAAAUGAGUGCUUGUGGUUAUGUACACACAUGCACAGGUUCUCAACCACGUGUGUAUAUAUGUAUGUGCGUGUGUCUGUAGCUGUAUAUAAAAUGCAUGUAGAGCUACAGAGCAAGACACACACACUUGUGUGUAUAUAUAUGUACAGACGAACAUACUGAAGGGAUUAGUACAAUUUCUCCAAAGUACUGUACCUAUCUUCAACAAGAAUGCAAA